This is a messenger RNA of Asterias rubens (European starfish), 1455 nucleotides long. RefSeq lists its product as uncharacterized. The record is from RefSeq and is a predicted model, not a curated record. The transcript has 2 exons. Bases 1 to 1455 code for a protein of 484 amino acids. Gene Ontology annotation, molecular function: nucleic acid binding. Lineage: Eukaryota; Metazoa; Echinodermata; Asteroidea; Forcipulatida; Asteriidae. Gene Ontology annotation, biological process: DNA integration.
AUGGUGUUUCACCAGACCCAAAGAAGGUCCAAGCAAUCCAAAACGUUCCAGAACGCUGGCGAGGUUCGCAGUAAUCUGGGAUUAGUCACGUACUGCGGUCGCUUUAUCCCUGAUUUAGCAACGAUCUCUGCGCCCUUACGCGAAGUGACUAAAGAUGCAGCACCCUGGUCAUGGGGAACUGAACAACAACAAGCUCUCGUGCAGACUCGUAAACGUGUUGCACAAUGCUGUACUAUGGCCUACUUUGAUCCAGCUAAGAAAACAGAGAUCUUAGUUGAUGCCAGUCCAGUCGGUCUCGCUGGAAUCCUCGCCCAACACAACGCCAGUGGUGAACUUUCGAUCGUAGCACUCGCAAGUAGAUCACUCACGCCAGUGGAACAACGCUACUCGCAGACUGAGCGUGAAGCAUUGGCAAUUACAUGGGCCAUACUCCACUUCCAUCUGUACGUUUAUGGUGGAUUGUUUACGGUUAUGACGGAUCACAAACCGCUGGUGACAUUGUUCAACAACCCGAACAAUCAAGCACCAGCAAGGAUUGAGCUACCCAAGACUGUCAAGAUCGACGACAUUCGCACCGCAACGCAACAAGACGACAUACUCCAGCACUGCAUCAACGCACUGGUCACUGGAAAUUGGGACAUAGCCCUUAAACGACCAAACGCACAGCAAAAAAGUGACCCGCUUUGGAGUCUGUACAAGAUACGCACUGAGCUAACAACGACGACUAAUCGUGAUAUCUUGCUCCGUGGCACACGCAUCGUCAUUCCUCACGCUUUGACUCAAACUAUCAUUGACAUCGCGCACGAAGGACACCAGGGAAUCACCAAAACCAAACAACUCCUACGCGAAAAAGUAUGGUUCCCUGAAAGCGAUCGUCUCGUUGAAAAAACCAUCCGUGAUUGCCUCAUGUGCCAGGCCACAGCUAUGGAUAACACCAGAGCUCCACUUCAAAUGUCACCGCUCCCCAAAGGACCCUGGCUGGAGGUUAGUGUUGAUUUCUGUGACCUCCCCACUGGAGAACAUAUCUUAGUUGUUACCGACGACUCCAGUCGAUAUCCUGCAAUUGAAAUUGUCACAUCAACUUCCGCUCGAGCCGCCAUUCCGAAGCUCGAUCGCAUAUUCGCUGCCUUCGGCGUGCCUCAAGUCGUACGUACUGACAUCGGCCCACCUUUCAAUAGCAGCGAAUUUGAAAACUUCAGUGACUACCUAGGAUUUCGACAUCGCAAAGUUACACCCCGUUGGCCACGCGCGAACGGAGAAGUUGAACGCUUAAUGAGAACUCUGAAGAAAACUUAUCGCACAUCCAUCGUUGACUGCAAACCAUGGAAACAAUCCAUGUACCAAUUCUUACGCAACUACCGCGCCACACCUCAUGCUACGACUGGUAUCCCACCGGCUACUCUUCUCUUCGGUCGACCAAUCCAGACACGCCUUCCUCAGACUACACAACAAUGA